This is a messenger RNA of Paramecium tetraurelia, 2268 nucleotides long. RefSeq lists its product as uncharacterized. Gene Ontology annotation, molecular function: voltage-gated potassium channel activity. The record is from RefSeq and is a predicted model, not a curated record. Lineage: Eukaryota; Ciliophora; Oligohymenophorea; Peniculida; Parameciidae. Gene Ontology annotation, biological process: regulation of membrane potential; potassium ion transmembrane transport. The transcript has 2 exons. Gene Ontology annotation, cellular component: membrane.
AUGUGGAAGAAGAAUUCUUUAAAGAUUUUCUGUACGGCCACCAAAUUCAUGGUGAAGUUGAAGACUGCAGUUGAUCAUUAUAGACUCAGACAGAUUACUCAUAGGAUAUACCAAAUAAUUGGAGACAAAGCAUCAGAUUAUUGGUACUAUUAAGCGAAAGGAUUGGUUAAUUAGAAAUGGACCUUCCAAUCUUACAUAAAGAGUUUAUUGAUCUAUAACUUUUGGGUUGAGAUGCAAAUAGGAGUGAUUAAACCUGAUAGCAAAAUCAAAUUGUUGGUCGAUUGCACAAUUCUAAUAUUAAUAGUUAUGAAUAUCUUUUAUAUCCCAAUGUAACUCUCCUUUUCAUUAUAGAACAAUGCUCAAACUGUCGACUUUUUAUUCAGUACAAUUCCGAGUUGGGUAUUUUUAAUGGAAAUCAUUAUCAAUUUCAACACUGCAUAUUAUUAUAAAGGUAUGAUCCAUGAAGAUAGAACUAAAAUAUUUCAACAUUACAUUAAAGGAGACUUCUUUAAGGAUUUGCUGGUAGUUAUACCAUUCCUUAUAUCUCAAUAUAAUAUCCCUUACCUUAAUUUUGUAUUGCUAUUAAGAAUAACCAGAGUCAAUAAAAUAUUUGAAUAAAUCGAGGAAGUAACCAUGAUAAGAGAAAAGUUCGCAGCCCCUAUAGAUGUAUUGAAAUUGAUGAUAUUUUUGAUAUUUGUGGCACAUGUUAGUGGUUGCGCUUGGCAUUACAUAGGCAUUCAAGAAUUCUUUGAAAAUAAUACAGGCUGGCUCAUUAAGUAUGGCUAUUCAGAAAAAGAUUGGGUUAAUAGAUAUGUUGUAUCUCUAUACUUUGGUACUGUGACUUCAUUUACCGUUGGUUUUGGUGAUAUAGUACCAUAGACAUUAGUUGAAUAAGUCUUCUUAAUUAUCAUGGUGUUGAUAACCUCACUUGUUUUUGGUUAUACAAUUUCGUCCAUUUAAAAUAUAUUUGGAUAGCUAAGAGAGAAAACUGAUUAGCAUCGCAAUAAAAUGGCUAAAAUUAACUCAUAUAUGAAGAAAAAUAGAAUAAAUCCAGUUCUGCAAAUGAAAAUUAGAAAGUAUUUUGAAUACUUCUUCACUCUUGAUGAGAGUCCAGAAUUACUUAUGGACAAUCUCAAUGAAGAUCUCAAAUUAGAAUUUAGAACCAGCAUAUAUAAGCCAAUUCUAACCAAAUGCAAACUCUUUAAGAAAUUCGAUGAUAAUCUUUUGAAUCAAUUAUGCAGUGUGGUUUAAAUACAAAAAUUUAUUCCUGGUUAGAUGAUCUUUUAGGAGAAUGAUUCAAUUAACAAAGCAUAUUUUCUUAUCUAAGGGGAAGUAGAUGUAUAAAUUAAUAAAGUCUCAAUCUAAUAACAAUCUGAAGGAUCUCUAGGGAUUAGGGAAUUUUUACUCCAGAAACCUAUACAUUACUCUUUAAAAGCUACUCAAUUCACUGAAAUUGCUUACAUUUUGUAUGAAGAUUUCAAAGUUAUCAUUAGAGAAAAACAAUCUCAUUAAGAAUAAUACUGUUAAAUGAAGGAUUAAUUACUCUAUUAGACUGAACAAUUAAAAUGUGAAAUCUGCUCUUAACUUCAUCAUUUUAGAAAAUGUCCAGUUGUAUUUUAUAGUCCUCCAACAGAUGUGGUCGUAUGUGAUUACAGUGAAGCCAUCAUUUAACCUAGAUACAGUCACAAAAGAAAAUAAAGAAUGCCAUCAUCUACUUUAGUUUCAGCAUAAUAUAAUCUUUCUGCUGCUGUCAAUUAUAUGUAUGAAAAUGAACUACUAAAUGAAGGGAUUAAUGAUACAACCCUUAAAAAAUUUGGGUAUGUUGAUAUUGAAGAAAAAUAAUAAACGAUUGAGGAUGUAAAACUUAAAUCUUUGAAAGUUAUCUAAAAAUUGCAAGAACACCAUGCAUCUAUACCAAAAAUGAAACGUAUGAUCUAUAAAAAUCUAUUGAAAAAAGAUGAGAAUAAAUAAAUGUUAAAUAAAGAAGAAUCUAUUUUAGAGAAUAUGCAUUAAGAGUUUAUAAACUUUAAAAAAGAGGAUCUAAACAAUUUUGAUUUACAUAUGGAGUUCUCCCAUUAUCAUCAGGAUAAGAAUUUAAGUAAAGUCUUGUUGAAUUUCUCAAAAUAAUCACGCUUCAAACCUAAAGAUUAGUUUUUUAGCAAAACAAGAUUAGGAAAAACAAAACAAUUAAGCUCUCAUAAUUCAACUUCAAAUAAUUUAAUGACUAACAAUCAUUCAAUUGUGAAAACUAUAUUUAAUAAAAAAUGA